This is a messenger RNA of Struthio camelus australis, 3466 nucleotides long. It is a transcript of the gene LEMD2, whose product is annotated as LEM domain nuclear envelope protein 2. The record is from RefSeq and is a predicted model, not a curated record. Gene Ontology annotation, molecular function: chromatin DNA binding. Lineage: Eukaryota; Metazoa; Chordata; Aves; Struthioniformes; Struthionidae. Gene Ontology annotation, biological process: nuclear envelope organization; negative regulation of BMP signaling pathway.
CGGCAGGAGCGCGGGGCUCGGCACCAAACCUCACUCCGGCGAAGGGAGCGGGGGGCUGACGCCCAGGAGCCAGUGGGGCACGUCAGGAGGAGGUGCCGGGGGCCUGAGCUCCCGGUCUCCAUGGGAGACAGUGGGGGAAAAGAAGGGGUUAUCUUCUAGCAGCUCAUGGAGACGAGAAAGCGAGUUAAUGCCCAGCACCCACUGGGGCACCACAGCAGCAUCCGCGGGGCUUGGCAGGUUCAGUCACCAGACGCAGUUUGGGAGAGGAGAAGGGGACUUGGCUUCCAGCGUUCGGAAGGAGACAGAAAGGGAGCUGAAACCCAGCACCCUGGCAGGGGGGUUAACGCGUAGGUUCCCGUGGAGGACAGCAGGCGAUGCGGGGUUAGCCUCAGGGACCCGCUGGGGAACAGCGGCAGCAGGACAGGGAACAACCUCCCGGACUCAGCUGUGGCGGUCAGCCCCCAAGCCGCGGCUGGAAGGAAAGGGCAAGGGCCUUGAAUACUACCUCUCCCAGUUCCUCUGCCUUGCCAGCUUUGUGUUGCUGAUGAUUUUUUUGGGCAUCCUCAUGGUGAAGAUGAUUGGAUCAGGCUGGCUUGACAGGACAGAGGAGAGUUUUAAUCUCUUGCCUGUGGAUUGUGACCAAAGAACAGAUGAUUUCUGUCGAGCUCAACAGAAGGAGAUUAUAAUGAACGUGCUGCAUGAGUUGUAUAACUACUUGUCAGUACAAGCUGGUAAUUUUGAGUGUGGAAAUCCUGAGAAUCUAAAAAGCAAAUGCAUUUGGGUUAGUGAAGCAAGGGAUCACGUGGUGAAUGUAACUGCUAGUUCUCCACCAAAGUUUGAAGCUGCCCUGGAAUGGAUACUGAAGAGUAACAAGGAUUUAGGAAUAUGGUUGAAAGGCAGAGACCCUUCUGAACCAGUCACCAGAGUGGAGGAGGUGGUCUGUCUCGAAUCAGCCCAUCCUCAGAUGGGGCUUGGCUGCCGUUUCCGUCGGGCAGUGAUCACUGCCAUUAUGAACCUUUUCCUGUUUUUCUGGAGUCUGAUAACUCUUUGGGGGAUCCUGAUCUUCCUUAAGUAUCGCUGGCGGAAGAUGGCAGAAGAGGAACAAGCCAUGUAUGAAAUGGUGAAGAAGAUCAUAGCUGUUGUCCAGGACCACUAUAAGGAAUGGGAACGGAAUCUGGAGCGUUACCCCUACGUUGGCAUCCUCCACGUUCGAGACAGCCUCAUCCCUCCUCAGAGCAGAAAAAAAAUGAAGCGGGUCUGGGACAGAGCUGUGGAUUUUCUGGCUUCAAAUGAGUCACGGAUUCAGACAGAGUCGCACAGAGUAGCGGGAGAGGAUAUGCUAGUGUGGAGAUGGACUCAACCUUCUUACCUCUCAGACUCGGAACACUAAAGAGGAGCAAAAGCUGAGCUGUUGAUGUGGACCUCUGCAAAGGGACGCUCCCUCUUCGGAUGGUGGGAAAGAGCAGGUCAAGGUCCUAAUCCCCUCAGGCUGGGGAUUGCACGCAUCUCUGCUCUUCUUUCAGAAAAUCUUCACACAAAAAAUUCGGGGCAAUAAUCUUGGCUUGUAAGGAAGAUGGGCUUGAGCUGGUGGGAAGCUCAAACUGCACCAAAGUUAGACUUCCAGCAGAUGUCUGGCUUCCACAGGCAAGCAAACCUAGAACAACUAUCUAGACAGAAAAAAAAAAAAAGAAGCCUACCUAAUAGGGAGGGACUUGGGGUCUCUGUGACAAGAGUUAGCUGUUUAAAAUUUGACCUCAAUCCUGCAAAGGCCAACCGGUGGCAAUGUCCAUCAGGGAAUGUUUUUUAAAGAAAAGACUAACAUUUCCCAUGGAAACAUCUGGGUGGCAGUUAAGAUGCGUUUUGUUAGAGCUUGUUUUUAUCAGUACAGAGACUGUGCCAAAAGCACGUAACUAAUUCCUAACAAGGAAACUGUUUGCAUCUGCUUCACCCUUUAAAAUUGGAGCGGGGGAAAAAAAUUGGGGGAAGGUGGUCCUAGAGGAAGGGCAGUCUGAUGUGCCUUGAGUCGUUUGGGCUGGAUGGUAGGGAGGAGCGCUUGUGACCCUGAUUACGCUUUGUAAGUCUGCAAUCUCUGCGCUUUAUGUUAUGGGGGGGAGGGAGGGCAGAAUCUGGAAAGUGAAGGAUCUAGGAAGCUAUAGAAAGCUCUUUCUUAACAGCUGCGGCCAAAGGGACUGCUUCAUGGGUUAUUAAAGAGCAGCUUUGGAAAGGCUAUUAGGGAUGAAUGUACAUGUUUAUCCUGGGCAGCUGCAAUGUGUGUGCUGUGUGUCAAAGCAGAGAUACACUGCGUGGAGCGUUGGUACAGGGAUUGUUUGCCACGUUAAUUUUUCUGCAGCCUCACAAGAGGUACAAGGUUUGGUGAUCAAUCCUCUGUUCAUGCUUCAGGCAUCGUAUUUUGCGUCUAUAAUCAUUUGGUUACUUAAGUUUGUUUUUUAUGUCCAGCAAAGGAAUAUUUGUUUCAAAGAAAAUAGCACCAUUGUGUGACAGCUUAGGCUGAGCAGAGACACUGUUAAUCUGCUUUUCCCAAUGUCAUAAAACUGCUGUCCAGCUCACUACUAAGACAGCAGGGACCAAAUUCAUUUCUGGCAUAAGCUAGUAAAACCUGCAGAGAGAAGCCAGCAGUUAAUUUGAACCCAUGUAAUUAGUAGAUGAUGUUCUCCUUGGCAUCACGGGUGCGAUGUAAAUGGUUGCAUUCAUCUCUGAUGCUGGAUGUAUGGAGAGCUUCCUCUCCAGGUCCUGGUUCAGCCUGGGAGGGCUGCCAGAGCCCUGCUCGCCGGCUGGCAGGUUGAUGAUGCCGCGCACAAGGUGAGUUCCUUGUGCUGGGUCCCUGCUCUCCUCCCAGUUGUGGAGUCUGCACUUCUCCCCCCGCUGCUGGCUUUGGUGGGGUUUUCUGCCUAUGCACCCCGUAGGCUGCAGAGACUGCUCACAUACCUCCUGCUGGCUCAUCAGCCAAAACACGUGGGUAGAGCAGCUUUCUCCAAGAACAAAACACUAGGAGGUCUUGUACGUUAAGUGGGAGAUAUCCUGCAUGGAGUUGAUUUUUAUCCCCAUAUGUUCUUUUUGGUUGCCAAGGUAGGGUGUUUGAACAAAAAAGGAAACUCAACAGCUGUCUCUGAGACAAUAACCAGCUUCUUCCACUGUUUUUAAAAUAGGGGAUAAAAUGAAGGCAGCCUUGAUUCUUCUCAAGUCUUGUAACAAGAUCUUCAGUGCUGUUGUAAACAUUUUUGCAAACACCAGUGCCUACAUUUUUAGGCCUCUUUAAAAUGCUUGCGGGGUUUGGGUUGACUUUUUUUAACCGUCCAGAUCUAAGGUGAAAAGUGAAGUGUUGCAAUCACUUUGUAUUCAACUUGUUUUUGUAGACUAAAUUUCACUGGUUUGGUGCUAUUUAUUAUAUGCUCAAUUUAGCUCUGUACAUCAAUAUAUGGAAUAAAUUUAUUACAAAUGAUUGUUA